Cloeon dipterum is the source of this 1032-nucleotide messenger RNA. Its product is annotated as macrophage mannose receptor 1-like. The transcript is spliced from 8 exons. The record is from RefSeq and is a predicted model, not a curated record. The coding region runs from base 86 to 1003 and encodes 305 amino acids. Lineage: Eukaryota; Metazoa; Arthropoda; Insecta; Ephemeroptera; Baetidae. Gene Ontology annotation, molecular function: signaling receptor activity.
UCAGCGCAAAAGCGUAUUUAAAGCACUGACUUUCAAUCGAAAUCAAGACAUUUAACGUUAGGCACUCUUCAACGAGGCUGCAAAAAUGGCUGUUCGACUUGUUGUUUUGGCAUUCAUCGUCUUAUCUGUUAGCACUGCAGAAUCUUCACCGUUCUCCGGGGAUUUUGCUCGGUGCAGCGGAGUGCUUGAAAAAAUGAACAUUGCCGUUCUUGAAACUGGAACCUACUUGAUCCCUACGCAAGAACUCAAUUGGCAGUCUGCCGUGCAAUACUGCAAAAAAUUUGACUCAUCCUUAGUCCAGAUCGAAUCAGCCCGAGAAGCAGAAAUAGCUUUUAAUGGAGCUAACAACGGAACGAACCCGCCUGGCCAAUUUUGGACUCUGGGGACAAACAGGGCACGCACAGACAAAAAUUUUGUGUGGGCUGUGAAAGUGCCUGGAAUUCCCAUUGACAAUUCUCUGUGGCUUCCUGGAGAACCAUCUAACGCACAAAAUAAAUCUCCCCUGGAUUGCCUAAGCGCAUCUCUUAGAAGCGGAGGGCUGGCAGACAACGAUUGCAACGAUGACCUGAGACCGAUUUGUGAACUGCCAAAAGACGUGAACAACUGUGAGAAACUUUUCGAACUUUUAAGAAUCAAAACUCUAGAAACCGGCACAUACCUGUUCACUGAAAAGUUCUAUGACUGGCACAAUGCCUCCAAACUGUGCGAUGGUCUAGGCAUGGAGAUUGCAAUCGUGGACAAUAUUGAUGAAAUCAAUAUUGUUUACCAAGAAGCGGUUAAGCUAUUUCCUGAUAACGAACGCUUUUGGAUCGGUGGAUUGGAUAAGGGCGUGAAAGGCACUUACGUCUGGACCAACAACAAGCCCGUAGACAGCAACCUUUGGAUCAAAAAACACCCUGCACACGCAGAGGAAGAGGAGCCCGCUUGCAUCACUCUUCGCAAAAACGGUCUUGGCGACUGCCCGUGCAGCGUCGGUAGACGAUCUAUUUGCAAGGUGAAAUAAAAGUCAAACCGAUUGAUUUUCUAUGCGUC